Anas platyrhynchos (mallard) is the source of this 2769-nucleotide messenger RNA. Its product is annotated as prostaglandin D2 receptor. NCBI's taxonomy places the organism in Eukaryota, Metazoa, Chordata, Aves, Anseriformes, Anatidae. The record is from RefSeq and is a predicted model, not a curated record. Gene Ontology annotation, molecular function: prostaglandin D receptor activity. Gene Ontology annotation, cellular component: plasma membrane. Gene Ontology annotation, biological process: G protein-coupled receptor signaling pathway; inflammatory response; positive regulation of cytosolic calcium ion concentration.
CCUCUCCGCGCCGCCUCCCCCGUGCCUCCCACCCCGCGCCGGGGCCGGGCCAGUCGGCGGCGGCGAGGAAGAAGAAGAAAGAAGAAGAGGAGGAGGAGGAGGAGGAGGAAGGGCGAGGGCGGCUGCCCGAUGGCGAGCGAAGGCUACCGGUGCCGGGGAAGCCGUUUCAUCGAGAGCGGGCAGUCGGCGGUGCCCAGCUCGGUGCUUUUUGGGGCUGGCCUUUUGGGCAACGUGCUCGCCCUGCUGCUGCUUGGCCAGCACCGCCGGCGCUCCCGCUCGCCCGGCGGUCGCCCCCCGAGGGUUUCGGCUUUCUACGUGCUGGUGAGCGGGCUGGCGGUCACCGAUCUGCUGGGCAAGUGCCUGCUCAGCCCCAUGGUUUUGGCCGCUUACGCUUACAACCGCAGCCUGAGCGAAUUGGGCUCCCCCGGGGGGCGAGGCGAGGGCGAGCCGGGGGCUCUGUGCCAGCUUUUCGCCUUCCUCAUGGCUUUCUUCGGGCUGGCCCCCACCCUCCUGCUGCUCGCCAUGGCCCUGGAGUGCUGGUUGUCUCUUGGCCACCCUUAUUUUUACCGCCGCCACCUUACCCGACGGCUGGGCGCAGCGCUGGCACCGGCCGCGGCGGGGCUUUGCGCGCUCUUCUGCGCGCUCCCGCUGCUGGGUUUUGGGGUCCCCAUGCAGUACUGCCCCGGCACUUGGUGUUUUAUCCGGAUGGCCGGCGGGGGGGUCGGCCAGCUGGGCUUCCCCGUGCUUUACGCCAGCCUGAUGGGGGUGCUGGUGUUGGCCAUCGGGGCUUGCAACGUGAGCAGCAUGCGGCACCUCUACGGCAUGGCCCGCAGGCAGCCCCCCCGGGGGGCAGCGGCCACCCCCCCGGCUGCUGCUGUUGCCACCGCCGCCGCCAGCCCCCCCCGCAUGGAGGAGCUCGACCACCUCGUCCUGCUGGGGCUCAUGACCGUGCUCUUCACCGUCUGCUCGCUGCCGCUCAUCAUCCGUGCGUACAUGGGGGCGUUCGCGGCCGACUUCAACGAGAACGCCGACCUCAGCGCCCUGCGCUUCCUCUCCGUCAACUCCAUCGUCGACCCCUGGGUCUUCAUCAUCUUCCGCACCUCCGUCUUCCGCAUGUUCGUCCGCAGGCUCUGCCGCCGCCUGGGCUCCCGCAGGGCCACCACCCUCAAAGGACCGGGGCCGGAGGGGGACGCUCGUUUUUGCCCCCUGGGUUGGCGCAGGACGGACGCCCCGCAGCUCGUCUUCCCCUGAGCGCGGCGGGGGCCGCGGGAGCCGGUGAAGAUGAGGAGCGAGCCUUCGGCCCCGAGCAGCGCGGGGAAGACGGCGCCCUGGGCGGUGGCACGGGGUGGGCAAGUGGAGUUUCUGCCCCGUUUUGGCUCUGGGGAUGCGUGCCGCCCGCCGGAGGAAGCGGGGGGCAGGGGGGGGAUCCCUCCGGGGACCUGCGGAUUUUGCAGCGCUCGGCGGAGAGGUCGGGGAGCGCACGGCUGCGGGGUUUGGUGCGGGGUGCCAGGGCUGCGUUUGGGCAGGAGCACACCGGGGGGAGAGCCUCAUGCCUCCCCCCUCGGAUAAAAGUGGUUUGGAGCCCUGCCCCAUCUCCUCAUCCCACGCACGAUGCCCGGAGAGCUGAUGGGGUCGGCCCCUGCGCUGUCCCCGCGGUGCCUCGGGGUGCCCGGGGAGGAGGAUGGGGGCAGCUCCCCAGCCCCUCCUCGGCUCAGGGUUUGCGAUUUCCCCGCCGUGGCUCUGCUCUGGAGAAUCGAUCGCGCCCAGCUGUGCCGUGGGAGGCUGCCCGUAAUUAUUUUAAGGCGGUAUUUAUGACGAUACCCGCUCUUAAUAAGAGCGGCAAGCGAGAGAAAAAGCAGAGCCCAGGAUGUAUAACCUCGCGGCGCAAGCAUGCGAGCAACAGAUCCUUUUAAUGAAAGCUCCAUUUCCCCUCAAGCAGGCGUAUUAAAACUGGUGUGCUUGUUUAACAUCUGCCUCGAGUGGCCGUUUAGGACAAAAAAAUGACGAUAACCCCGGUCCCCAUCUGCUUAGCGUCCUUGGAGGAGACAGGGCAAAUACUUCUCUCCCUCUGUUUAGCCAAGCCUCGCAAGGUGUAGCCGUGUUCCUGCCAGUUCUCACGCGGUAUUUACUCUUGUUGUCAAACCGAUUUUCCUUUUGAAGGAAGCAACUCGGGUAAAUAUAGCUUGGGGCUUUUUGGAGGUGACCUGAUCGCUCCUGCUCCGGCUCCGGGACCUGCCAGGCUCUGCUGGUGGAGGGAAGGGCAGGGCUGGCGGUACUCAGGGGGGCACCCCCGGCCCUGCAAGAUCCCCGCUCUGUGCCCCACAGCGGGGUUUUCUGCGGAAAAAGGACUGAACUGAGGCUUGGUCCUCAUUUUGGUGUCCCGUUCCUCGCACGUUCCCGACUUGGAGGUGGCGCACGUGGGACCCUGCGAGCUCAGGAGCGGCCCCGAGGCAGCGCCACGGCUUUCACCAGGCUGAUCUCCGCAGCAGGACGGACACUGGCUGGGAUAAAGGCUCUGCAAAACCUUCCUGCUGGCCCCUGGGCUGGCAUCUCCUCCGCCGUGUGGCUCCGUGCACCGCUCAGGAUGGGGGGACCGGGCUGGCAGGAGCCGUGCCCCCAGCGGGAUUCGCUCCGGGAGAGCGUCCCGAAGCAGGCUGCGAGCUGGUGCCGCGAGCCGGGUGCUGACUGCGGGUCUGUAAAGCCCGGGACUGUGCUCAGUGCGAAGUGAGAGCAAUUAAAUUAAAAUAAAUCAGGGUUUUUAUUAAGGUG